GCAGAGGUCGGAGGUGCUGCUGGCUUGGGAGGGUGGCUGCCGAGGGCGCUGCUCCGUCGCGUCUGCGGAGAGCGGCUCUGAACUCUCGAGUCCAGCCGCACAGAUUUCCUAGGACGAGGAGGGAGCGAGAAGGCCGGCCGUGGAGGGCUGGCCGGGCUACGAAAGCCCACCAGAGGACGGAGAUUAUUGCUUGGGUUUCUUCCUCCGCUCCUGAUCCUCGUCCCUCUGGGUUCGCAGAGACCUGAGAAAGGUGGCAGAUCGACUGGCGAAGGAAGGAAAGACAAGACUCACACGCGGAGAGGGGAGGACUGGACGAGCAGCCGCCCUGCGAGGAACCGCGCAUCCCUCCCGAGGAUCGGGUGCAACCCCCGCCGAAAUGUUCCACUGAGAACGGCUCUCUUUUUUUUGCCCGGGAUCCGCAGCGUUGGGAUGUCGCGCUCCCACCCCCGCUGUAUUGCUGGCACUUUUUAAGGGCUUGCUCUGGUGGAUCCGUUCGGUCUUGCCUCUCUUCAAUGUGGGACACCACUUCCUCGUCCUGUCAGAGGCGAUCGGGACAGGGAACGCCUUCCCUCCCAAUAAACGAAAGGAAAGGAGGCUGGCUUGUUGACUAGCAGGUUUUGUGACGGACUGCCCUUGCGUGUUGCAUGCAUGCCUCUGUGUGCGUUCAGAAUAUUUUUUAACUUUCCCUUGUGUUUCGCUGGUGAAGUCCCAUUCAGAAACCAGCUAAUAGCCCAGCGGCUGCCAAGUUUGAUUUUAAGCGCCGUAUUUACAGCCCCUCCUCCCUCUCAUGAGGAAAUAUUUGUGUUUAGGUUUUUCAUUGAGGCCCUUUCCUUUUAGCUCAUCUUCUGAAGUGGCCUGACUGGUAGUCAUUUUGACUUGAGUGCCAAGCACCAGUCCUCCUGGAGAACAACCAUAUUCCAUUAGAGCAGCAAGACUAAAACUAAGUGACCUUGGAUUAUUCUGCUGUUCAUACAAACAAUGGGGGGUAACCUUGGCUGUCACCGCUCCAUCCCCAGAGACCCCUCAGACCUAUGUCACAGUCGUAAAUUUAGUGCAGCAUGCAACUUCAGCAACAUCCUGGUGAACCAGGAGAGACUCAACAUCAAUACAGCCACAGAGGAGGAACUCAUGACUCUCCCUGGGAUUACCAGAAUGGUCGCCCAAAACAUUGUGGAAUAUCGAGAGUAUAUUGGUGGCUUCAAGAAAGUUGAAGACUUAGCCUUGGUGAGUGGGGUCGGAGCUGCCAAACUAGAACAGGUAAAGUUUGAAAUCUGUGUGAGCAGCAAGGGCAACUCUGCUCAGCACUCGCCCAGCUCUUUGAGAAAGGACCAGCACCUCGACCAACUUUCUGCUGCUAAGAUCAAUAUUAACACAGCCACACCUGCUCAACUCAUGAGCAUCCGUGGCAUCACAGAGAAAAUAGCCAACUGUAUUGUUGAGUACCGUAGAGAGCACGGUCCCUUCAAAAGCAUUGAGGAUCUAGUCAAAAUGGACUGCAUCAACUCGUCAUUUUUGGACAAAAUCCGGCAGCAGAUCUUUGCGGAGCGGUCCAGGCCUCCUUCAACUAAUACCAACGGUGGCCUCAAUUUCACGGUCAAGCCUCACCCAAGUCCCACCUCAUUAAGCCUGCAGAGUGAGGAUUUGGAUUUUCCACCAGGAGGGCCAACUCAGAUCAUCUCCACACGGCCCACAGUUGAAAUGUUUGGUGGGCUGAGGGAUGGAAGGCCUGUGGUGAGGGUGGCCACUUGGAAUCUGCAAAACUGCUCUGUUGAAAAAGCCAACAAUCCUGGGGUGCGUGAGGUUGUGUGCAUGACCCUGCUGGAAAACAGCAUCAAGCUUCUGGCUGUGCAGGAGUUGGCUGACAGAGAUUCACUGGAAAAGUUCUGCACGGAACUGAACCAGCCAACUUUGCCAAACACCCGGCGAUGGAAGGGCCCACGGGGAUGUUGGAAGGCCGUCGUUUCAGAGAAAUCUACAGGCCAACCACAGAAGUGUGUGGAGUAUUCUGGGUUCUUGUGGGACACGACUGCAGGGAUAGAGCUGAAGGAUGUCACCUCCUAUGAGAACACUCAGACAAAUGGUAAUGGAAGGCAGAAUUAUCCUCAACCAUACAUUGCACAUUUCAGGGUUGGAAUGAAUGACCUAACUCUGGUCAAUCUUCAUCUGACUCUAUUGCCCUCAGUGGGAGAAAACACUGUGAAGAACCACAGUAGCCACAAAUUAUCAGCCUUUGCACUGACUCUCCAGGAAACACUGAAAGGGGAAAAAGAUGUGAUCAUUUUAGGAGACUUUGGCCAAGCUCCAGACAGCAGUGACCACGACCUGUUACGGAAGGAAAAAUUCCACCAUUUGGUUCCUGCCAGUACCUUUACCAACAUCAGCACGAAGAACCCUCAGGGUUCCAAAUCCCUUGAUAACAUCUGGAUAAACCGUAGCUUGAAGAAGAUUUUCACUGGUCAUUGGGCAGUUGUAAGAGAAGGUCUUACAAACCCCUGGAUCCCUGAUAACUGGUCAUGGGGUGGAGUAGCAUCAAGCCACUGCCCGGUACUAGCUGAAUUUUACACAGAGAAGGACUGGAAUAGAAAGGAUAUGAUUCGAAAUGGAAAUGGAGUGAUGGUGGAAUGCAGUGACUUAAACAGCAAACAUGAACGAUGAUGAAUGGAAAUUUGAAACUGUAUUCGCCUUCAUGAAAGGACUAGUCCGAAGACCCUUUUGCGCAAGGCCUGAUGGUGAACCAGAACUGCCUUUUUUCCCAUUUAAGAAAGAAUCAGCUUCUGCUUUUAACAUCUCCUUUUCCCGUUCCUACCUCUGUGCCCCUUUACAGAUGUUUUAUGGUAUCCAUUGCCAUGGAAUAUAUGUGACUUUUUAUGAAGACAGUGGUGGACAUUUCUCUGUUCGGAUACCCAAAUAAUUUCAAAUAAAAUGCACUUUUUAAUACUGUA
Pogona vitticeps (central bearded dragon) is the source of this 2942-nucleotide messenger RNA. It is a transcript of the gene EEPD1, whose product is annotated as endonuclease/exonuclease/phosphatase family domain containing 1. Gene Ontology annotation, molecular function: catalytic activity; DNA binding. NCBI's taxonomy places the organism in Eukaryota, Metazoa, Chordata, Lepidosauria, Squamata, Agamidae. Gene Ontology annotation, cellular component: plasma membrane. The record is from RefSeq and is a predicted model, not a curated record. Gene Ontology annotation, biological process: DNA repair.